AUGUGGCUGCUGCUGUCGCCUCUGCUGCCUCCGCUCUGGGCAGCCCUGACUCACAUGCCCUACAUCCUCAUCCCAGGGACCCUGGAGUCCAGCCACCCCAGGAACCUGACCUGUUCUGUGUCCUGGGCCUGUGAGUGGGGGACCCCCCCAGUUUUCUCCUGUAUAUCAGCUGCCCUCACUUUUCUGGGCCCCAGGGCCAUCUGUUCCUCAGUGCUCACUCUUACCACAAGGCCCCAGGACCACAGCACCAAGGUCACCCAUCAGGUGAGCCCUGAAGCUGGAGUGACCACAGAAAGAACCAUCCAGCUCAAUGUCUCCUAUGUUCCACAGAACCCAACAAUCGAUGUCUUUCUAAGAGACAGCCCAGGUAGGGAGGAACGUCCCUUCAUGGAGCUGUUAUUGGUGUCGGGUCUGUGCCAGGUUUGGUCAGACCUGAACUUUCAGAGCGAAUGGCUGGAGGGGAGGCCUUCACUUAGACACCAGUAG
Messenger RNA from Galeopterus variegatus (Sunda flying lemur), 486 nucleotides. Its product is annotated as myeloid cell surface antigen CD33-like. Gene Ontology annotation, cellular component: plasma membrane. Gene Ontology annotation, molecular function: sialic acid binding. The record is from RefSeq and is a predicted model, not a curated record. Gene Ontology annotation, biological process: cell adhesion. NCBI's taxonomy places the organism in Eukaryota, Metazoa, Chordata, Mammalia, Dermoptera, Cynocephalidae.